This is a messenger RNA of Panicum hallii, 1409 nucleotides long. RefSeq lists its product as uncharacterized. The transcript has 6 exons. Lineage: Eukaryota; Viridiplantae; Streptophyta; Magnoliopsida; Poales; Poaceae. The record is from RefSeq and is a predicted model, not a curated record. The coding region runs from base 81 to 1088 and encodes 335 amino acids.
GGGCCCGCGGAAUAAAGCGCGGUGCCGCGGCGGAGGCAGAGGAAAGGAGGCGACUCAGGCGAGGGAGUACGGGCGCGGCCAUGGCGGACAAGCCGAGCCGCGCGCUGGUUCUCUACGCCGCCGGCCACGCCGCGCUGCUCACGCCUACGGGGGCCUCCUCCGCUGCCGCGGGGAGCCACCUCGACGCGUUCGCCUCCCGCGCCUCCUGCGGCUUCCUCACCCUCCGCUCCCCGCCGACCUCCCCUUCCACGACCGGUGCCGAGGAGAAUAGCAGCACGAUUCUGGAACUGGCGCAGCUGCUCGACGUGUACGAUCAUCUGUAUCCUGGAAAGAAUGUGGAAACUGGACAGGAAGUUGCCCAAGUGGAUCCACAGGAGCUAGUAGUUCCCAAGCUGUCUGAGAGGUUUAUGGGGCUGAGAGCUGCCAUGGUCACAAAUUGCCCCCGCAUCAGCUCCUUUGCAGCAAAUCUUGGUUUCCAUGUUUUCCAAACCAAUGAUUUUGCCGCACAGUUUGGCUCAUCCAGUGUUACUAAGGAGGUUGGAGUAAUCAACCGAGCGUUUGGUCUGCUAGGAUUCUCGGAUGGGAAUGUGCAGGAAGCAUCUGAAUUCGAUCUAGUAUUUAUGCAUGUUGCCAUGGAGAAUACAAGCAGCAAGUUGGGGAAAUUAGGAAUGAAGGCCGAUCUAAAUCGGCUUGAGAAAUUAGUGGGCGCAAUCAUGGAUGCUGCACCCAUUGGUUCAGCGAUUGCUUCCCGUAUUCAUGUAUCUCUGAUAUUGAGCUAUGGAUCUGCUUCUGGAAAUAAGGAUGAGUUUUCCAUAUUAACCUCUUCAACCGAAACAGACUCGGACUUGAAUCUGCUGCGCCCCCGCCAGAGCUAUACCAUGAAAGCAGGACAUGCAUUAGAGGAUGUCAGACUUCAUCAUCCAAUUCUGCUGGCACAGUGGCAGGAAGGAGUAACGCGUGUUGAUUUGGUAAAAGUGUUCUCUUUUGAAGAAUUUAUGAAGCAUGGUGGGAACCUUGCUAUGCUUGCUGAGCGCUUUCUGCCUGAGGUGGCAUUUAAGCUCUGGAAGGCACCUAAAUAUGGGGCAUAAGGAUAUCCACCGUUGACAAGGAGAUGGAUAAAUAAAAGAAACCCUGGAUGAGUUUUUGCUUUCAAACGGAAACAAAGGAAUAAUUAGGCAAGCAGACAUGUGAGCUUAGAUAUGAGGAGCACUCUGCACAGAUGCUAAUCAGAUAAAGUGUUGGAGAUUGUUACUAAGCAGUCAAUGAAGAUUUGUAGCAAAACGAUACGAGGCUUUCUUACGGCAGAGCUCCCAGGACUUUUGUGCAAUGAUUCCCUGCUUAUGUAAUGUAACCUAUACUUUUUCUAACAUGGUGGCUGUUUCUUCUGUGACCUCAGUGUCCUACUUGUA